Molecule: messenger RNA, 3356 nt
Organism: Pongo pygmaeus (Bornean orangutan)
Lineage: Eukaryota; Metazoa; Chordata; Mammalia; Primates; Hominidae
Gene: GNE
Product: glucosamine (UDP-N-acetyl)-2-epimerase/N-acetylmannosamine kinase
Exons: 12
Coding region: 99-2681 (860 amino acids)
Biological process (GO): UDP-N-acetylglucosamine metabolic process
Molecular function (GO): UDP-N-acetylglucosamine 2-epimerase activity; hydrolase activity, hydrolyzing O-glycosyl compounds; N-acylmannosamine kinase activity
Source: RefSeq, a predicted model, not a curated record
CCCUUUACCACCGCCACGUUUCUCCCUGGAUGUCCCUAGGCCUCGGGACUGGCUGAGAGUUCCCUGUAGUGGAGGCCGCCGCUGAACUGAUUAUAAAGAUGAGAGAGGCUCUGCCAUGCCUUGGUCAUCAAUUCACACUCCACCAGUAUCUUCUAGCAGUCACAGCAAGGUUUAACGUCAGGGACCGCUGUGGGGUGGCCGCGCUACACGACAGUAUAGUUGCGGUCCUGGUUUAUGAAAUAACUGAGGGAACGAGAGGCGCAAGAAAUCCCUCCUUGGGUGCAAGACCAAAACAACUACCCCGCGGGAAGACUCGGGCUUCAGUGCGUCUGUCGCCAGUGGAGGAGGACGCUUCGGGGCAGGAGCACAGGCUGGCAGGACAGCCCCGCAGCAGCUCCAGGGCGGCAGAGGCCAUGGAAGAUGCUCCGCUGGUCUGCACCCGGCCUGCGCCUCAAAAUACCGCCGGGAAGGAACUCUAUUUUAAGAACCUCUCAAAACGAAACAAGCAAAUCAUGGAGAAGAAUGGAAAUAACCGAAAGCUGCGGGUUUGUGUUGCUACUUGUAACCGUGCAGAUUAUUCUAAACUUGCCCCGAUCAUGUUUGGCAUUAAAACCGAACCUGAGUUCUUUGAACUUGAUGUUGUGGUACUUGGCUCUCACCUGAUAGAUGACUAUGGAAAUACAUAUCGAAUGAUUGAACAAGAUGACUUUGACAUUAACACCAGGCUACACACAAUUGUGAGGGGAGAAGAUGAGGCAGCCAUGGUGGAGUCAGUAGGCCUGGCCCUAGUGAAGCUGCCAGAUGUCCUUAAUCGCCUGAAGCCUGAUAUCAUGAUUGUUCAUGGAGACAGGUUUGAUGCCCUGGCUCUGGCCACAUCUGCUGCCUUGAUGAACAUCCGAAUCCUUCACAUUGAAGGUGGGGAAGUCAGUGGGACCAUUGAUGACUCUAUCAGACAUGCCAUAACAAAACUGGCUCAUUAUCAUGUGUGCUGCACCCGCAGUGCAGAGCAGCACCUGAUAUCCAUGUGUGAGGACCAUGAUCGCAUCCUUUUGGCAGGCUGCCCUUCCUAUGACAAACUUCUCUCAGCCAAGAACAAAGACUACAUGAGCAUCAUUCGCAUGUGGCUAGGUGAUGAUGUAAAAUCUAAAGAUUACAUUGUUGCACUACAGCACCCUGUGACCACUGACAUUAAGCAUUCCAUAAAAAUGUUUGAAUUAACAUUGGAUGCACUUAUCUCAUUUAACAAGCGGACCCUAGUCCUGUUUCCAAAUAUUGAUGCAGGGAGCAAAGAGAUGGUUCGAGUGAUGCGGAAGAAGGGCAUUGAGCAUCAUCCCAACUUUCGUGCAGUUAAACACGUCCCAUUUGACCAGUUUAUACAGUUGGUUGCCCAUGCUGGCUGUAUGAUUGGGAACAGCAGCUGUGGGGUUCGAGAAGUUGGAGCUUUUGGAACACCUGUGAUCAACCUGGGAACACGUCAGAUUGGAAGAGAAACAGGGGAGAAUGUUCUUCAUGUCCGGGAUGCUGACACCCAAGACAAAAUAUUGCAAGCACUGCACCUUCAGUUUGGUAAACAGUACCCUUGUUCAAAGAUAUAUGGGGAUGGAAAUGCUGUUCCAAGGAUUUUGAAGUUUCUCAAAUCUAUCGAUCUUCAAGAGCCACUGCAAAAGAAAUUCUGCUUUCCUCCUGUGAAGGAGAAUAUCUCUCAAGAUAUUGACCAUAUUCUUGAAACUCUAAGUGCCUUGGCCGUUGAUCUCGGCGGGACGAACCUCCGAGUUGCAAUAGUCAGCAUGAAGGGUGAAAUAGUUAAGAAGUAUACUCAGUUCAAUCCUAAAACCUAUGAAGAGAGGAUAAAUUUAAUCCUACAGAUGUGUGUGGAAGCUGCAGCAGAAGCUGUAAAACUGAACUGCAGAAUUUUGGGAGUAGGCAUUUCCACAGGUGGCCGUGUAAAUCCUCGGGAAGGAAUUGUGCUGCAUUCAACCAAGCUGAUCCAAGAGUGGAACUCUGUGGACCUUAGGACCCCCCUUUCUGACACUUUGCAUCUCCCUGUGUGGGUAGACAAUGAUGGCAACUGUGCUGCCCUGGCGGAAAGGAAAUUUGGCCAAGGAAAGGGACUGGAAAACUUUGUUACACUUAUCACAGGCACAGGAAUCGGUGGUGGAAUUAUCCAUCAGCAUGAAUUGAUCCACGGAAGCUCCUUCUGUGCUGCAGAACUGGGCCACCUUGUUGUGUCUCUGGAUGGGCCUGAUUGUUCGUGUGGAAGCCAUGGGUGCAUUGAAGCAUACGCCUCUGGAAUGGCCUUGCAGAGGGAGGCAAAAAAGCUCCAUGAUGAGGACCUGCUCUUGGUGGAAGGGAUGUCAGUGCCAAAAGAUGAGGCCGUGGGUGCGCUCCAUCUCAUCCAAGCUGCGAAACUUGGCAAUGCGAAGGCCCAGAGCAUCCUAAGAACAGCUGGAACAGCUUUGGGUCUUGGGGUUGUGAACAUCCUCCAUACCAUGAAUCCCUCCCUUGUGAUCCUCUCUGGAGUCCUGGCCAGUCACUAUAUCCACAUUGUCAAAGACGUCAUUCGCCAGCAGGCCUUGUCCUCCGUGCAGGACGUGGAUGUGGUGGUUUCGGAUUUGGUUGACCCCGCCCUGCUGGGUGCUGCCAGCAUGGUUCUGGACUACACAACACGCAGGAUCUACUAGACCUCCAGGAACAGACAUGGACCGUCUCUCCAGAGCUCCUGAGUGGAAACAAGUUCUUGUCUUUAGGAUGACCGUUUCUUAACAAUCAAAUCUGGUAUUGAACUGCAGGUGACUUUGGCAGAGAAAUGUUUUCACUUUUGGUCUCCUCUUCCAGAGUCACCUUUCCCAACUCCUAUUUUUGUAGAUGCUAUUCUUUCUGAUGUUUUCCUACUAGGGGUCAUUUUAGCUCAAACCCUGUAAGUUGCAGUCACAAUUUUCUGUGCCAAAGUAGCUACAAUAAUAGAGAGGAAGCCUAGUAUUAAUACCACUGAGACCUUCAGGCCUUGCCUGGGAUAUCACUUCAUCCUGAAGUUUGUAUUAAUAAUCCUUCCAGGCCGGGCGCGGUGGCUCACGCCUGUAAUCCCAGCACUUUGGGAGGCCGAGGUGGGCGGAUCACGAGGUCAGGAGAUCAAGACCAUCCUGGCUAACACAGUGAAACCCCAUCUCUACUAAAAAUACAAAAAAUUAGCCAGGUGUGGUGGUGGGUCCCAGCUACUCAGGAGGCUGAGGCAGGAGAAUGGCAUGAACCGGGGAGGUGGAGCUGGCAGUGAACUGAGACUGCACCACUGCACUCCAGCCUGGGUGACAGAGCAAGACUCCAUCCCAAUAAUAAUAAUAAUAAUAAUAAUCCUUCCA